Molecule: messenger RNA, 1179 nt
Organism: Cladocopium goreaui
Lineage: Eukaryota; Dinophyceae; Suessiales; Symbiodiniaceae
Source: the annotation of a GenBank genome assembly
AUGCCCGAACGUAGCAAGUAUCAAGAACGGAUCAUCAAAAACUAUUACAACAACCAGGACGGCAUUUUACUGCAGCGGUUGAGCGAUUUGGUGAGCGACCUGUACCUCUCUGAGGGGAAAGCGAAGGCACGCAUCUGGGAUCGGGCGUUCACCGCCUUGGAGAAGCUGAAGGUGCCGGCCUCGCGGAUCGAGCACUUGAAGAAAAAGGAUGAUCCGGCGUUGCUGGCGAAGAUGGUCGAAGAACUGCUGGCGAAGGCGCUUAGCGACGUCUCGUUGUCGUUAGCGCCGGGAACCAUCGGCCUGGUCGGCAACAACGGGGCCGGCAAGUCGACGCUGCUGAAGAUUCUCUUGGGCCUGCUCGAGCCCGACGAAGGUGAAGGCACCAUUCUGGGUUACGACGUGCGUAGCCCGAGCAAUGCCCUGCGAGGCAGCGUGGGUUACAUGCCCGAGUCGGCCGCGACGGUGCCGGUGCUGAAGGGUGUGGAGUUCGUCACGCUCUCGGGCGACUUGUACGGCAUGCCGCACGGCGAUGCGCGUCGCCGGGCGCACGAAGUGCUCGACUAUGUGGGGCUGGGUGAACUGCGUUACCGGCGGCUCGAGGAGUACUCGGCUGGAAACAUUCAACGGCUGAAGCUGGCCGCCGCGCUGGUGCACGACCCGCAAUUGUUGCUGCUGGAUGAGCCGACUAACGGUCUCGAUCCGGCAGGUCGGGUGGGCAUGUUGCGGUUGAUUGAAGACCUGAUCGCCGAGACCGAUAAGAGCGUGAUUCUGUGCACGCACCUGUUGGGCGACGUGGAGCAGCUUUGUCAGCAGGUGGUUGUGCUGCACCGCGGGACGGUGAUCAGUUCUGGCUCGAUGGCCGAACUGAAGCGGCAGACAGGGAACCGCUUUGAGAUUGCCUGGCAGGGUGAGAGCGGCGGGUUCUUGGAUGCCCUGCGUCACGGUGGGGCGGAGAUCAACCUGACGAACACGCCGAAUCACGCCCGGGUGGAUGUGCCGAAUGAGUGGUCGACCACACGGUUCUUCGAGCUGGCGGCCACCCAUCAUGUGGUGCUGACGCAAAUCGCGCCCGAGGAAGAGAACCUGGAGAAGCUGUUCUUCCGGGUGACCGACGAAGCCACCACGCCGGCAGCGCCGUUGCCCGAGCCCACGGCCGAGGAGCAGUCGCAUGGGAAUUGA